GAAAGCGGGCCGCAAAUUUGACCGCAAUAUAUAGCUAGAUGAUCAACUUAAUUGUAAACUGGCCACAUUAUGUUAAGACAGCUGUAUCGACGGGGUUCUUCCUGCCUUCAGAAGAUCGACUGGCUCGGUUUCGCUGUCUUCCAAAGCUCGCGGCAACUCUCUUUCCAACAAAGGCAACAGACAAGAGCGUCAUCAACCUACCACAAAGAUACAGUGUUUGCUGAUGAAAACAAACAGUACCCCAAGGCUAGGAAAGUUAAUGGGAGAUUUGCUCUUCCGUGGGGUAAAUCUCAACUUCCUUCAGCACUUGUUGCUGCUAAAUGGUUCUUGAUCUCAACAAACAAUAGUGGUUUGCCCAGAGGAAGACUGAGGAAUUUCUUUCAAUAUGAUACUAAGGAACUAGACAAGGUGCUUCCUGUUCUUAAGCCAGACAAAAGGACCUUAGAUUCUCCUGCAGCCAAUAGCAUUCAAGUAACCUGGAUUGGCCAUGCAACAGUCUUGGUUCAAAUGGAAGGAAUUAACAUUCUAACAGAUCCUGUUCUUAGUGAUUACUGUGGUGCUGUGAGGAUGUUUGGGGUCAAACGAUAUCGUCCUGUCCCUUGCACUGUGGAUGAACUUCCUGAUAUUGACGCUGUUUGUAUCAGUCACAACCACUUUGAUCACCUUGACUACAAUACAGUCUGUGACCUUAACAAGAGGUUUGGGGAUAAAAUUCAUUGGUUUGUGCCAAUGGGACUUCUUAAAUGGACGACAGACUGUGGAUGUGAAAAUGUGGUUGAACUUGAAUGGUGGGACGAACAUGCUCAUCCUAAAUUUACAGACAAAAACAAAGCAGUAAAGUUUGUUUUUACUCCAGCGCAGCAUUGGUGUCGCAGAGGAUUAAAUGACACUAACAAGGUGUUGUGGGGUAGCUGGUCAAUUUUAGUCGCUAUUCCUAAGUAG
Orbicella faveolata is the source of this 942-nucleotide messenger RNA. Its product is annotated as N-acyl-phosphatidylethanolamine-hydrolyzing phospholipase D-like. NCBI's taxonomy places the organism in Eukaryota, Metazoa, Cnidaria, Anthozoa, Scleractinia, Merulinidae. Gene Ontology annotation, biological process: N-acylethanolamine metabolic process; N-acylphosphatidylethanolamine metabolic process. Gene Ontology annotation, cellular component: cytoplasm; membrane-bounded organelle. The record is from RefSeq and is a predicted model, not a curated record. Gene Ontology annotation, molecular function: N-acylphosphatidylethanolamine-specific phospholipase D activity.